AACACAGAUGCUCGGCAUUAGCAAAUAAUAGGGAUUUGGGGGCGGAGCGGAGGGCGGAAAACAAAAAUAGCUUGGAACUAAUGACGACGACGUCGCCGUCGCAGUUGUAGAAAACAAAGCAAAUGCAAAAGUCAAUAGACAGUAGUGAAAUACAAACGACAUUAUUAAAUUCCCGGGUAGAGUCGUGAAGUGGAAGCCACCCAGCCAUCCGAUUUGACUUAUCGCGACCCCAGUGCGACCCGACUUACCCAUCAUGAAACAAUACGCCUGCACUACCGGCAGCUGUCCCAAGCGAUCCAUACGAUCCGAGCCGCUUUUGAUGUUUAAUCGUCUUGGGGACGGUGAUUUGCUGAUGACUCGGUAGUGUGUCCAGAUCUUGGUCCCGAUUCCCUCCCAACCGGGUAAUUAAAACAGGCCACUCUAUUAUCUGACUCCGACACUUAAGCUUAUGGCCAUUUGGGAUGCAACGUGUAGAAGCAUAUAAUUAAUCAUUUCUAAACUGAGCUAGGUACUUACACCAACUUUAAAACGGUCCCGACAUUUCGCCCGUUUAUUUAGAAAGUCAGUAAAAAAUGGGCCAAAGGCGAUAAGCCGGUGGAUUUAGAAAAGCGUUCUAAAAAACUCUUUUGCAAUUUAGGGAGCAUUUUUUUAAACUGAAAGAUUGUUCAGCGUUUAGGGUGUGUUGCCCUAAGUGGAAAGGCUAAAAUGAUAGCAUAAAGCUGUCAGAAGAGGAUAAUUUUUAUAAAAAAAAAAGAAAGGUUUGGUCCAAAAUUUGAUAAAGGAUGCAUUUCCUAAUCGCAUUCUAUUUUCUAGGAUAUGACUGAACUGUUUUCAGAUUAUUUAAUUCAAUUUAUUUAUGCCAUAUAUGAAGCUAACGUUAAAAGAGGCCGAUCUGUGCAGCACCGUUUAAACCAAAAAACCAUCGUUUAUAACUGAUUUAGAUAAUAAAUAUGAGGGUAAAAAAAUAGGAUCAACAAAUUUCAGGACAUACUCCGUUUAAAAAAGAACAUUGUUCUUCCUGGUUUUUGGUGUAUAUAUACCGUUCACCGUACCUUCAUUUCAAUCAUCUUUAAUAUAGUAUACAAAAAACUGUAGGCUUUUCUCCGAUCACUUUAUAUACACACCCCCAACUAAUUAAUGUAAAUAUAAAUCAAACAUUAGAAGUCAACGGGAGACGUGUUAAAAGCUACAUAUAAGUUAAUAAUGCUAAUUCUGGGUUUUUGCGCCUUACAACAAUAUUUGAUGAGCUUGAUUUGUGGAUAUUUAGUCACGUGUGCUUAAGAAGGUAGAAUUAAGUGGCAGAAUUGAGUCAUUUGUAUUGGAUGUUUAGAAACUGGUUAGUACGCAAUAAUUUCAUGAGCAAGCUUUAUAAAGUACAUCACAAAAUGAUGUACUUUAAAUGAUAGCUAAACAGUAAUUUGGCUAAGAAACCCAAUCUUAUAUAUUUAAGGAACAGUUUCCCAAUCAAGAUAAUUUUACAGAACACGUCUUGGUCAGUUUAUCACUAUACCUGGCACAGGACAGAUAAACGAAGCUUAUCAGUAGACGUAGACUGCCCAACAGUUUUUAACCUUUUGCAACCCAAAAUAGAAGUCAUGUUAUCAACAUCUUAAGCACUAAACUGCAAACCCAAAAAUGGCACUGUCAGUUCCAGGAAUCGAUAUCUUAAAAAAGGAACCAGCCGGAGAACAAUAGAUCAGUGCCACACACACCUUAUCAAUAGAAGAGCACAAAAGGAGUUGGACAAAUGAGGCCGCAAAAUACUUUAGGAAAGAGCCCAAUUGAACAAGAGCAACCGAAAAACAAACCCAUGACUUUGGACAAAGGCGGCGACAUUGAAAAAUGCUAAAGAUAAUAGUUUUCAAAGAGGAACAAACACAAAUUGAAUGAACCAGGCAAUCGAUGGGCGCGCAUUUCGCCACCUACCGCCCCGGGGGAUUUGGAUUGUAUUGUAUCUCCAAUUUCGAAGAUCCGAACUGGACGCACGCAAGAAUAAACAUGACUGACAGAUAGGGAUGCCUGACGGGUGGGCUUAUGAGUAGGUAAGGGUAAAAAUUGGAUGGGGUGGCGUGUACGCGUGCGCAGGCAAAUCAAGCGGUUUUAUGAUCUUGUUUUCGUUUUGCAAAAAGGAAAUUCGGCGUCGAUUUGUGUAAACAAAGUUAUAAAAUUUGUGGGGGGAUUAUGUGAAUAGCAAGAUAAGGCUUUCUCAAUAUAAACUAGUGAAGCCGGCCACAGGACAGCAGUCAUUCUAGAGACUUCGAGAAGAGCACAUAUCAUCUUAUCAUACUCAUAACAUGGAGAGCCAUCAGAUCUAUCGCCACAAAAAAUUCGAUGUCGGUCGAAAAGUUGAGGAACUCGAGUUGCUCCUCAAGGAAGAGCUAAUCUCCCGAAGCGGCACACCCUGCACCAGUCGUAGUGCUUCCGAUGAAGCCGAUCAGUCCAUCAGUCUGGGAUUCAGUGAGGAUACUGAAUAUCCCCCACUGCCAAAGCGCCGUCGUUUGGGUUCCUCAUCCUCCAGCGUUUCUUACCACUCACCCAGUCCAAUCAUAACCGAGGCCAUCCAAGACAUCUUCAAGUACCACGUCAACAUGGUGCGAAAGUUUCCCAAGAAGGAGCGCACGCCGAAGGAUCACGAGCGCCGCAACAAGAACACAAUUGCCUGCAGGAUGAGUCGGCGGAAGAAGAAGUUCGAUGACCUGCAGAUCGAACAGCAGUACAAGGAGUGCUCUUCCGAACACCUCAAGAUCGCCGAGCAGAGCCUGCGAGCCAGGGUAUAUCUGAAUCACCUGAAGCAGCUGGUCAAGCAGGAGGAUCACCCGCUGCCAUCUCCAAGGAGAACCCCGGAAGAAAAUCCCAAGAGAAACUUUACCAUCGACUACCUGAUUGGUGGCAUUAAGCAGGAGAACGUUUAGCCACACCCAUCCUCCUGUGGAGAUUGUAUUAUAUAAUUAAGCAAUACGUUGUUAAGUUUCUUCAAGAAUCUAAAAGCUAAAUUAUUUUUAAGAGCCCUUUAAGGAUAAGCAGGUACUUCAUAAAAAAUAAAGUUAAUUAUGUACUUAAAAGAAAACUAUAGGUGUUUGAUAUUUCCUCAAAAAACGUUUGGUAAUAUCAACCAAACCUCCGUGACAAAAAACGGCACCGUCAUAGGUCAGUAGCUUAACGACUUCCAUAGCUAAAGUUAUAAAGCCGAGAAGAGCUCAAUUGAGGUUCACGGUUGAUCACAUUUUGUUAUGCUUUUACGUGAUCAUGUGAAAUUUUAUUUAAACCUACCUACCUAGUUUUCCUGUUUUAAAGAUUUAUAUGGCCUAUCGUAAACUAUUUAAAAUUAUUUUAAUACGCUUGAAUCUUGAAUAUUGACAGGCCUUGAUUUGUGAUAUUACUUAUUACCAGACCAUGUAUAAUUCAUGAAAUAAUUUUUUAACCAGUUAUCUAGAGCCGUA
This is a messenger RNA of Drosophila suzukii, 3440 nucleotides long. RefSeq names its product Mabiki (gene Mabi). Gene Ontology annotation, molecular function: DNA-binding transcription factor activity. Lineage: Eukaryota; Metazoa; Arthropoda; Insecta; Diptera; Drosophilidae. The record is from RefSeq and is a predicted model, not a curated record. Gene Ontology annotation, biological process: regulation of DNA-templated transcription.